AUGGAAUAAACCAAGAUUGUCAUGGAUCAGCUUAAAGCCUUCGAUCCAGAAAUUUCCAAAGGUCUCUAGUAACUUUUCUUUAAUGAUAAGCAAGAAAAGGUUCAGAAGUGGCAAAAACUAUUCGAAGACCCAGUAUUUUACCCCAAGUAUGAUAUCCCUCUCGAUGCUCAAAGACAAUUAGCCUACGAUAGACUGAAGAAAGUUAGUGAAGCUAAGUUGUUCUCCAUUUUUGAUUUCAAUAACGACCCAAAGAACUUACUAACUGCUCAUGAGAUGCUUGGCUACACUGAUGGGUCUCUUGCCACUAAAUUCACUGUGCAAUUCAAUCUGUUCGGAGGUACUUUAAUGGCAACCAGUACUGAUAGACAUAUGCCAUUUAUGAAGAAAGUAGAUGAUCUCACAAAUAUGGGUUGUUUCUGCUUUUCCGAGCUUGGAUAUGGAAACAAUGCCCCCAAAAUGGAGACUACUGCUCAUUAUGAUGAUAAGACUAAGACUUUCACUAUUCAUUCACCAACUACACUUUCAUAAAAAUAUUGGAUCACAAAUGGUGCUUGUCAUGCAAACCAAGCAAUCGUAUUUGCUUAAACCAUUGUAAAGGGCAAAAAUGAAGGAGUUAAUCCAUUCAUUGUGAGAGUAAGAGAUGAUAACAUGAAGCCAUGUGCUGGAGUAACUAUUGAGGAUAUGGGAUUCAAGAUGGGUCUCAAUGGUAUUGAUAAUGCCAAACUUAAGUUCAAUUAAGUUAAAAUUCCAAGAGAAAACAUGCUGAACAAGAUCAAUGACGUAACAGAGGCUGGAGAUUUUGUAUCACCUAUUCCCAAAGUUACUCAGAGAUUCUUCAAAGUGGCAGAUAGACUACUAUCUGGUAGAUUGUGCAUUGCUGCUAUGUGUCUCUCAACUUGCAAGAUGUGCUUAUGUGUUGCUGUUAAAUAUUCUCAGCAGAGACUAGGAGUUGGUCUUUCUGGUGAAUCUGAUACCCCAAUUAUGGCUUAUUAACUACAAUAGAACGCCUUAAUGCCAUUGAUUGCAAGGACUGCUGUCUUGAACUUCGGAUAUAAUGAUGCCAAGGAUCUAUUUGCCAAUCCAACUGGCAGAGAGUUCGAAUAGAUUAAAACUUUCUGUGUUGUUAAGACUAUGGUCGGAUGGCACUUGCAAAAUGCUGCAACUGUCUGCAGAGAAAGAUGCGGCGGUGGUGGAUUCACUGCUCAUGCCUAACUUCAUCAAGGUAUUGCUGGUGCUCACUCUGGAAUGACUGCUGAAGGUGACAACAGAGUAUUGAUGUAGAAAGUUGUUAAGGACAUCUUAGCUGAUCUACAAUAAAAGAGACAUAGACUCCCAGCAAUGACCAAGUGCCCAAGAAAAGGCAUUCCAUCUUAAGAUUUUAUUACAGAUCUUGAAACCCUUACUAAUCUCAUUUACUACAGAGAACAUGCCGAGAUUAAGAACAUGACUGACAUCUUAAAGAAGAAGAUUAUGGAAGAGGGCAAGAAAUUCUUCGAUGUUUGGAUGUAUGAGGUUUCAGAUGAAAUUUAAAAUUUGGCUACAGCUUUCGGAGAAAGAAUCUUCCUCGAAGGAGCACUUAAUAGACUAAAUGCUGCUAAAAGUGAUAAGUUGAAAGAAGUAUUGUUUAAGACCAUUAGAUUGCACUGCCUUCAUCAGCUGAAGGAAAACCUAGGAUGGUAUUUGAUGAAUGGAGUCAUUAAUGCGAAAGCAGCUAAGUAUGUAGAUGCUGACUACUAGCAAGCAGUUAAGGCCUUAGUCCCACACAUUAAUGAUAUCAUUGAAGCCUACGACUACCCAAGAAUUGCAGCUAUGAAUGCACCAAUCGCCAGAGACUAUGUCAAGUUCAAUGAGCAACCUGAUUCAGAGAAUGUCAAUGCAGCUGGAGGGUUAUUCGACUUCAAGAAAGGACCUAAGCUUUGA
Stylonychia lemnae is the source of this 1920-nucleotide messenger RNA. The record is from the annotation of a GenBank genome assembly. NCBI's taxonomy places the organism in Eukaryota, Ciliophora, Spirotrichea, Sporadotrichida, Oxytrichidae.